This is a messenger RNA of Ogataea polymorpha, 1807 nucleotides long. RefSeq lists its product as uncharacterized. Gene Ontology annotation, cellular component: membrane; nucleolus; small-subunit processome. Gene Ontology annotation, molecular function: protein binding. The transcript is spliced from 2 exons. Gene Ontology annotation, biological process: maturation of SSU-rRNA from tricistronic rRNA transcript (SSU-rRNA, 5.8S rRNA, LSU-rRNA). Lineage: Eukaryota; Fungi; Ascomycota; Pichiomycetes; Pichiales; Pichiaceae. The record is from RefSeq and is a predicted model, not a curated record. The coding region runs from base 14 to 1807 and encodes 597 amino acids.
GCAAUAGCAUUCAAUGAACAGGGACCAGCAUCCAAACUCGUUCCACGUCCUUGGCUACGUGGUGGACCCCACCGACGUACUUCUGUAUUUUCUGGCUUUCAUCUUCCCGCCGGUUCCAGUUUUCCUCCGGAAAGGCUUUUGCAGCAGCGAGUUGCUUAUUGUCGUCCUUCUCACCAUCUUGGCACAUCUUCCGGGUCUCCUCUACGCAGUGUACGUAGUUUAUGACACGAGCUUGGUGACUGGCUCAGAUCAAGGGGUUGAGUCGAGAAUCAGAGCCCGUGCAAAUGGCAAUGGAGAGUACCAGGCCCUUGAUGAAGAUACGGAAGCUCAGCCUCAGAACGUUGUCUCUCCUACCCCACAACGUCCAGCGGCUCAAUUUUACUACGACGAUUCCGUUCCGGAUACUCCUCGUGAAGAAGUUGCGCAAGAAUCUUCCUCGCAGCCUCCAAGUUACAGUGACGCCAUCAAAUAUUCUGUUUCGCCACCUCCUGUUGGAGACCACAAAGAAAGUUCUCUGCCACGUAACUUGGACCCCUCUCUGCAUCCAUUUGAGCGGGCGCGAGAAUACACAAAGGCGUUGACGGCCACUAAGCUCGAGCGCAUGUUUGCACAACCAUUCAUAGGACAACUAGGCAACGGACAUCGUGACGGUGUGUACUCAAUUGCCAAGAACUUCCGCAGUGUUAAUAAGAUUGCCACCGGGUCUGGAGAUGGUGUUAUCAAAUAUUGGGAUCUAACAACAAGGGAUGAGUUGUACAGUUUCAAGGCUCACUAUGGUAUGUGUUCUGGGCUAGUUGUCACCCCAACCCACAAGCUUUUAUCUUGUGGACAUGACAAGACGAUCAAACUAUGGAAAGUUUACAGCGAGGAUUUUGAAAAAGAAGAGAACGAGUCGGAGUCCAGUACCCAGGGCCUGGAAAAGACUUUCUUGGGUGAGCAUGCAUUCCAGUCUUUGGAUCAUCAUUACAGCGAUAAUUUGUUUGUCACCGGUGGAGCCACCAUCAACUUAUGGGAUGUGAACAGAAGUCGUCCAGUGUCUGAUCUGUCGUGGGGAGCAGACAAUAUCACCGCUGUCAGAUUUAAUCAGACCGAAACAUCUGUGUUUGCUAGUGCUGGCUCGGACAACUCCUUAAUUCUGUAUGAUAUCCGCACAAAUUCGCCUACGCAAAAGAUAAAAACCAGCAUGCGCUCGAACUCGCUUUGUUGGAAUCCAAUGGAGGCGUACGUUUUUGCAUCCGCCAGUGAGGAUCACAACGCAUACUUAUGGGAUAUGAGGAACAUGUCGCGUUCUAUUAAUAUCUUCAAAGACCAUGUUUCUGCAGUGAUGGACGUUGAUUUUUCGCCUACAGGUCAAGAGAUCGUGACAGGAUCAUACGACAAAACGAUUAGAAUUUUCGGGUACAGAAAGGGGCACUCGAGAGACAUUUAUCACACGAAAAGAAUGCAACAUGUCUUUAUCACAAAGUUUUCGAUGGAUAGUAAGUACAUUUUUUCGGGGUCUGAUGAGGGCAACGUGCGGCUUUGGCGUGCCAAGGCCAACGAAAGAGCAGGUCCGAAGUCCACGAGACUCAGAAACAAACUGGAAUACGACGAAAAAUUAAAGGAGAGAUAUGGUAACAUGCCGGAGAUCAGAAGAAUACAGAGACACAGACAUCUCCCUGCAGUGGUCAAGAAAGCAGGAGAAAUCAAGAGAAUCGAGAUUGAGAGCCAGAAGCGUCGUGAGAACAACGAGCGCAGACACUCCAAGAACAAACAAUACAAGAGCGAAAGAGAAAAGCAUAUUGUUGGUCAGGUGCACAAACAAUAG